AUGUCUACCGACUGGUCGCUCGACUUCUGCCUCGUCUGCGAUCGUCAGACCUCCGGCGGCCCCUACUGCUCGCAGACCUGCCGACUCGCCGAGCUGGACAGCCCAUCGCCCGACGAUGAGCAACCCUCCCAGCAACCGCGACAGGCGGCCCACUCUCGAUCCUCCACCCUCGACUCCACCAUGGAGACCCGGGGCCGAAGUCUGUCGGCCUCGUCCUCCCAGACCUCGCUGUCCUCUCUACGGAGCCAUGCCUCCAAUACGGCCCUCUCCGGUCAGCUCCAAGACGAGCUGCGGGACUAUGCCAGCUGCUUCGAUCCCGUGCGAGACCUGAAGCGGCGAUUGACGACCACUUGA
Molecule: messenger RNA, 354 nt
Organism: Penicillium canariense
Lineage: Eukaryota; Fungi; Ascomycota; Eurotiomycetes; Eurotiales; Aspergillaceae
Exons: 1
Coding region: 1-354 (117 amino acids)
Source: RefSeq, a predicted model, not a curated record